AUGAAGAAAACAUCUGAAAAUGAGUUCUUGUAUCUUUUUGUAGCAUUGUAUGUCUUUAUAAAGGGGUUUGAAUGUUGUCGACCCAUAGUGGUUGUAGAUGGCAGCCACAUCAAAAUAGCAUACAAUGGGACAUUUGUUUCAGCGAGCACGAUGGAUGGUGCAGGGAAUAUACUACCUUUGGCGUAUGGCGUGAUUGAUUCAGAAAAUGAUAAGUCUUGGACAUGGUUCUUCGAACAAUUCAAGGAAGCUUAUGGGCUACGGGAGAGCAUGUGUGUUGUAUCUGAUAGGCAUGAAUCCAUCAUCAAGGCCGUAUCCAAAGUAUAUCCUAAUGUUCCCUAUUUUGUACGCAUAUGGCAUCUUUGGAAGAAUGUAUACAAUAAAUAUAGAAAGAGUGACAAGGUGCUGAGUGGGGUGUACUAUGCAAUGGCAAAAGCGUAUACACAGGAUGAGUUUGACAUGCUAAUGGAAAAGGUUGCGACGGUGGAUAUUCGUGUAAAGGAUUACUUGGAGAUAGCCGGAAGGGAAAAGUGGUCUAGGCUUUAUGCUCCAGUCAACCGAGCAUGGACAAUGACGUCUAAUAUUGCUGAGUCUAUCAAUUCAGCUCUCGUACAAGCAAGAGAAUUGCCAAUAUUUGAUUUUCUGGAAGAAGUUAGGAUUAUGUUUGGGCGCUGGAAUUUCACUAACCGACAAAAUGGUUCAUAUACAUUCACAACACUUGGGAAGAAAUUCAAUGAAAUGCUUUCCAUUAAUGAGCGUAAAUCUGCACGCAUGACGGUAAUACCAUCAACCGAAUACGUGCACACGGUAAUUGAUGAGGGGCGGCGUUUCAUAGUUUGUAUUGAAAAGAAGACAUGCAGUUACAAAGAGUUUCAGAUGGAGGAGAUUCCCUGCCCACAUGCCUGGGCUGUUCUUAAGAAAAAAAAUCUGACAGCCGACAACUAUUGCUCAAAAAUAUACAAACCUGAAACUGUGAUGAAGACUUAUGAUAUCCCAGUUUAUCCUCUACCCGAUGAGAGUGAAUGGAAAAUACCUGGAUACAUUUUGGAAGAGGUAGUUUUUCCACCGAGAUACAAGAGACCUCCUGGAAGGCCAAAGAAGAAGCGUGAUAAUUCUUUAUCUGAAUGGUUUUCAACUAAACGUACAAAUUCGUGUAGUAGGUGUGGACAUGUUGGACGCAAUAGGCGUUCUUGUACAAAUGAGCCUCGAAGAAAGUAG
Molecule: messenger RNA, 1215 nt
Organism: Lycium ferocissimum
Lineage: Eukaryota; Viridiplantae; Streptophyta; Magnoliopsida; Solanales; Solanaceae
Exons: 3
Coding region: 1-1215 (404 amino acids)
Molecular function (GO): zinc ion binding
Source: RefSeq, a predicted model, not a curated record